AUGGACUCUGAGAUGGUAGUGCAUGAAGGUGGGUGCCAUUGCAAGAAAGUAAGAUGGCGAGUGCAAGCGCCUACCGGGGUUGUGGCUUGGAGUUGCAACUGUUCGAAUUGCUCUAUGAGGGGCAACACUCAUUUUAUUGUCCCUGCUGACAGAUUUGAGCUUUUGGGUGAUUCUGAACAGUUUCUUACUACUUACAGCUUCGGUACUCAUACAGCAAAGCAUAAGUUUUGUAAGGUUUGUGGGAUAACUUCAUUUUAUUAUCCACGCUCCAACCCCGAUGGCGUUUCCAUCACAUUUACGUGUGUUGAUCCUGGAACACUAACUCAUAUUGAGGUUAAGUAUUAUGAUGGGAAAAAUUGGGAAACCUCACACAAUCAAACAGGAAUUGCUUCUCAGUCGAAGGGUUGA
Messenger RNA from Prunus armeniaca (apricot), 408 nucleotides. NCBI's taxonomy places the organism in Eukaryota, Viridiplantae, Streptophyta, Magnoliopsida, Rosales, Rosaceae. The record is from the annotation of a GenBank genome assembly.